This is a messenger RNA of Micropterus salmoides (largemouth bass), 2596 nucleotides long. It is a transcript of the gene lamp1a, whose product is annotated as lysosomal associated membrane protein 1a. The transcript is spliced from 9 exons. Lineage: Eukaryota; Metazoa; Chordata; Actinopteri; Centrarchiformes; Centrarchidae. The coding region runs from base 341 to 1591 and encodes 416 amino acids. The record is from RefSeq and is a predicted model, not a curated record. Gene Ontology annotation, cellular component: membrane.
CUACCAGUUCACGUGAUGAGACAUGGCUUAGUCAGUCAGUGUGGUUGCGACCGACAUCUAUAACUGCGUUCACUGACCGUUUUCACCAGCUGGAUGUGCUUUAGGAUUUCCCAAUAACUCCUUUAUGUUAUCUUCUGGCAGCGGAGGAACCUAAACAACAGGAAGAAAAAGAGUGACGCGUCGGAUUUAGCUAACGUUAACGGUCCGUGAAGUCAAGUGCAGUUUGCAGUGCGCCGUGACCCACCUGUGCCUGCAGCGACACAACACCACCUUUUCCCCCUUCUCUUUCCUCUACGGGAACUGAAAAGUCACUGCCCCGCAGUGUAAUCUCAACAGAAGGAUGAAACUCUCUCACGCUUUGGCCGCGCUUAUCAUCGCCUGGUUUGCGGUUUUUGGUUGCAUUCAGGCGGUUACUCUUGAGGUGAAUGAGGGGAACUCCACCUGCAUUAAGGCUGAGCUUUCUGCAUCAAUCUCCAUCACAUACAACACCUCCAACAGCACAAGAAAAGCUCAGGUCCCUCUGCCCGACUCUGCUACAGUCGAUAAAGGCAGCAGCUCAUGUGGCACAGUCGGUAGAGCACCCUGGCUGGUGGCGGUGUUUGGACCUGGCCACGCGUUGGGGCUGAGCUUUUCAACCAAUGGAAGUAUGUACAGUGUCGCUAACCUGACACUGCAGUACAACCUCAGCGACGCUUCGGUCUUCCCUGAGGCCAACAGCUCUGAUGUGGUCACUGUGGUGUCGUCGUCAGUUGGGAUCUGGGCAACGAUCAACACCACCUACCGCUGUGUGAGCUCCGCCACUUUUGGAGUUGGUGGAGCAAACGUCACUUUCUCUAACAUGAGGCUUGAGGCGUACAUGCCAGGAAAUGACCUGAGUCCAACAGAAAGCGAAUGUAUGGCAGAUCAGGCCAGUACUACAGCUCCACCUACCACUGCCGGUACAACUACAACCGCAGCUCCAGCACCAACCCCUCCAGGAACACCUGAACGAGGCACGUACACUGUAAACAACAGCAACGGAACUGCGUGUCUCCUGGCCCAAAUGGGACUGCAGCUCAACGUCUCAUAUUUCUCUCUGUCUCAGAAUAAGACUGUCCAAGAAUUAGUAAACCUCACUCCCAAUCUGACAACUUCAUCAGGAUCAUGUGAAGCCAGCAGUGCUACCUUGGUUUUGACACAGGGGCGAACAACCACGCUCAACUUCACCUUCAGUCUGAACUCCACGAGCAACAAGUACCACCUGAGUGGGAUAACUCUGCUUGCUAAUUGGUCUGAUAUGACUGCUCCCUUCUCAGCCAGCAACACCAGUCUGAACUACCUGCGGGGCACGCUGGGCCGCUCCUACAUGUGCAACGCUGAGCAAACUCUGGUCGUGGUGCCAGCCUUCUCCCUCAACACAUUCAGACUGCAGGUCCAACCAUUUGAAGUCACCACCAACCAGUUUGCUACAGCGGAAGAGUGUCAAGUGGACCAAGACCAGAUGCUCAUUCCCAUCAUUGUUGGAGCAGCUCUUGCCGGACUGGUGCUGAUCGUCCUCAUUGCGUAUCUAAUAGGCAGGAAGAGGAGCCAUGCUGGCUAUCAGACCAUCUGAAUGAACCCCUUCAUUUAACUUGAGCCUGAGAGACUGAAUGGUGGGGAGAUGAACCCGAGGGUGUGAGUGAGCAAAUGCUAGAUUGUGGACUCGAGCAUGACUGAAUGGAAGCAGUUGUUACUCUGUGGCGAGUGCAUGUUUUUGCAUAUCGUAUGUGACCUCCUGGAUAUUUGAUUUUCCUUAUACUUCCUUUGUGAGAUGAUGAUGAUGAUGAUAAGAAGCCAAAGAUCUGCUUUACAUUACAUGGUGCGCGUCUUGACGAAGAUUUAAGGAAUUCAUGAGUCUUCACUCAAUCAAGGAUGGAGGCAGUUUGAAUUUACUGUGGCAAGUUCAUGUUAGCUGUUUGUCUUUAGUCCUUUUCAUUAAUUUCUAAGAACUGGAUGAAUUUGCUUGAACUGCUGUGUGUUGUUUUUAAUAUUCCAUGCAAUUAAUGAGACAGAAGGUCAAAUAAAUUGUAGGACAGAGUUUUUUUUAAGUUCCAAUGGCUUGUCCACUGUUGGUUAAAAAAUGUCAUUGCAAGUAAAAACAUUUGAAGUAGGAGUUUUAUUAUUAUUCACAUUUUGUUUAAUUUCCUGAGCACAAGAUAAUCUCAGCGAUGCUGAGAAAAGGGAAAGCUCUGAGUGUGUCUCUCUUCCAAUCAUAUUCCUCCACAGCUAAAAGCCUGAAUUGUCCCAAUGGUGCACUGAGGCAAAGUUUAAUUCAACUAAUUAAAGUUCAGUGAUUGUCACAGUCUUGUGAUGAUAAAAAGGCAGAUUGUUGCUUUAUGUAAAAAGUGUGAAGUGGUCCGGCUAUACAUCGUGCAACUGUGCAUUACUAAAACGUAUAACAACAAGCAAACAGGUGCAUGGAUUCAGUUUCUGGUCUUGCUUUCCCCUGCCCUCUUUAAAGAAAUUUUAAGAUGAAUUGUAGUGUGCUUUGAUCUUAUUUUUUUUUUUUUAUAGAAAAUGCGAUCAAACCAUUUUCUAUUAUGCAUCUUAAUGAAAGUUAAUAAAAAUCUUAAAUCCG